AACAUGUCCUACAACUGCUGCUCUGGAAGCUUCCCCGCCUGCUCCUGUGGGGGCUACCUGCGCUACCCAGGAUCUUCCUGUGGCUCUUCCUACCCCAGCAACCUGGUCUACAGCACUGAUCUCUGUUCUCCCAGCACCUGCCAGCUGGGUUCCUCUCUCUAUAGGGGCUGUCAGGAGACCUGCUGGAGGCCCAACAGCUGUCAGACAUCCUGUGUGGAGUUCAGCCCCUGCCAGACCUCCUGCUACUACCCCAAGACCCACAUGCUCUGCAAUUCUUGCCCGACUAUGCACGUUGGAUCUCGGAGUUUUGGAUCCAAUAGCUGCUGCUCCCCGAGCUGUGGAUCCAGGAGCUGCUCCUCACUAGGUUGUGGAUCCAAUGGCUUCAGAUAUCUGAAUUAUAGAAUCCAUGUCUUCCCUUCCCAGAGUUAUAGAUCCAGAUUCUGCUACCCAUUUAGGAGGUGGUUCCAUUCAUCUUGUUAUCAGCCAUUCUGUAGAUCUGGUUUCUACUGACUAAUGUGACUGCUCAAACCCAUUUGAGAAAUGCGUAUCUUUAGUAUAAAGUCAUCUAUUAAUUUCCUCUUUUGAGAAGUAUUCUAAUAUUAUUGAUCACCAGGUCUACUUUACUUUCCAGUCUUCAAAAACUGGCUUGUAUGUUAGUUCUGUCAAACUGCAGUUUGGAUCAAUGACUGAUCUAUAACUGGAUCAAUCUGGAUCUAUAACUCUGGGAAGGAAAG
Messenger RNA from Macaca mulatta (Rhesus monkey), 734 nucleotides. RefSeq names its product keratin associated protein 13-3 (gene KRTAP13-3). The record is from RefSeq and is a predicted model, not a curated record. NCBI's taxonomy places the organism in Eukaryota, Metazoa, Chordata, Mammalia, Primates, Cercopithecidae.